ACGACCAUGUUGUCUUUUGCGCGUAAUUUGUUUCAGUGCGCUUAAUUUUUGUGAAUUAUUUCCUUCUGUGUCGGUGAAACGGUGUAUUUGUUCUGUGGAAUGUGAAUAACUUUGAUAGGAUUUUUCGGCGUUAGUUUGAAAUGUGAAUUUUAGAUAGUAUUUUACACUUAGAAAGCUACAUUAAGUUUGUGCUUCUUCGGGCAAUAUUACAUAAAAAAGUUUGAGACUCAUCAAAUUUCUUAUACUUCCAUAGCUUGCAUAGUGUUUGGGACUUGAGACAUGUAGAUGGGAUGAGAGUAUGUUAUGGAAUUGCGGGAUGAAGAAGGCGUCAGUUCGUCCCAUGUCCCAGCAAAGAUGAUCCGGAUGCCUGACUUUAUGUCAUUAUUGACCCAAGUUUACAAUCUGUACCGACAGACCAGGUUCAGCUCCAGGAGGGUCCGUAGACGAGUGGUGUUCAAACAUGGCGACUGUAACGUGGUUCAGGGGAAGGUGGCGAAACGAAGAAGAAGGUAUCUACAGGACAUCUUCACCACCCUGGUUGACGCCCAAUGGCGUUGGACCCUCCUCGUUUUCGCCUGCAGCUUCCUCCUAUCAUGGCUGGGGUUCGCCAUAGUCUGGUGGACAAUCGUGUUUCUCCACCGUGACGUCAUAGGAGCCCCAGAUGACCCGGGUGACCCGAGUGACCCCUACAACGUCAACACGACCACGCCGCUGGUGACGUCAGCCGUGCAGCACUGCGUCACGGGGGUACACAGCUUCACCAGCGCGUUCCUCUUCAGCGUGGAGACGCAGCAUACGAUAGGGUACGGCUCCCGGGUCACACAAGAGGACUGCAUCUCCGCCAUCUUCGUCAUGUGUCUGCAGAGCAUCACGGGAGUGAUGAUCCAAGCGUUCAUGGUGGGUGUGGUAUUCGCCAAGCUGUCUCGCCCCAAGAAACGCACCCAGACCUUGCUGUUCAGCAGACACGCGGUCAUCUGUCAAAGAGACGGAGAGCUCUGCCUCAUGUUCCGGGUGGGAGAUAUGAGGAAGAGUCACAUCAUCGAGGCCCAUGUCAGGGCACAGCUGAUCAGGAGAAAGGUCACCAAGGAAGGUGAAGUCCUGCCGUUCUGCCAAACGGAACUGAAGGUCGGUGGGGAUGGAGAGGAAGAUAAAAUCUUCUUCAUCUGGCCUACCACGAUAGUCCACAAGAUCACGUCGUCAUCACCUCUGUACGAGCUGUCUGCAGCCGACAUGCUCAGGGAGAGGUUCGAGAUUGUUGUCAUUCUGGAGGGGGUAAUAGAGUCAACGGGGAUGACGACGCAGGCGAGAUCCUCCUACCUCCCCAGUGAGAUCCUCUGGGGACAUCGCUUCCAGACACUGGUGUCCUUCAAGAAGGAGACGGGUGAGCACGAGGUGGACUAUAGUCUGUUCAACGACACUUACGAGGUGGACACGCCACUCUGUAGUGCGUCGGAACUGGACAACCUGGCCAGACAGAACAGACCAGAUAUCCAGAAACACCCUGCGCCCUCCCCUGACGUAACCAGUGUGACACUAGAUCCCCAGGGACUUCAGGGACUCCAGGGACUGCAAGGGAAGCCAGACAGCUGUGUAGUCCAGCUUCAGCAUGUCCCAGGGCCGGAGUCCCGCAUUUGACAUCACAGAGGGCGGUGAUGCCACAACCUGAGCUCAAGCCUAAGUGUACUUAUGUAAAUAUGUAGAUGAACGGGUUUUGUGUGCGCGUGCGCGAAGAACCAGUCAGUGACGACGAUCUAGU
Macrosteles quadrilineatus (aster leafhopper) is the source of this 1756-nucleotide messenger RNA. Its product is annotated as G protein-activated inward rectifier potassium channel 3-like. The record is from RefSeq and is a predicted model, not a curated record. Gene Ontology annotation, cellular component: plasma membrane. Gene Ontology annotation, biological process: regulation of monoatomic ion transmembrane transport; potassium ion import across plasma membrane. Gene Ontology annotation, molecular function: inward rectifier potassium channel activity. Lineage: Eukaryota; Metazoa; Arthropoda; Insecta; Hemiptera; Cicadellidae. The transcript has 9 exons. The coding region runs from base 304 to 1635 and encodes 443 amino acids.